Gamsiella multidivaricata is the source of this 1389-nucleotide messenger RNA. RefSeq lists its product as uncharacterized. The record is from RefSeq and is a predicted model, not a curated record. The coding region runs from base 222 to 1388 and encodes 388 amino acids. NCBI's taxonomy places the organism in Eukaryota, Fungi, Mortierellomycota, Mortierellomycetes, Mortierellales, Mortierellaceae. The transcript has a single exon. Gene Ontology annotation, biological process: SCF-dependent proteasomal ubiquitin-dependent protein catabolic process. Gene Ontology annotation, cellular component: SCF ubiquitin ligase complex.
GUCAGAGUAAUGCACAGCCUUUCCGAUUCGAGGACUUACCGGUUGAGGUCCAACUCCAAGUUGUACAACGUAUCCCCACUGACCCAGAACUGCUGCAGCUUCGACUGGUGUCUUCAGGGAUAGAUGCCCUGGUACUGGAGCCAGUAUUCUGGUGCGAGAUCGCCUUCUCGAAGCGGCUCUGCUUUAAGGCCGGCCACGGGCCGAGAUCUCAUCGCACAGCCAUGGGCACCAGUAGCACAGACCGUGGGUCAUCUAUAGGAUCACUCUUUUAUCAUAAUUCUGAUGCCAAUAUCAUGGUGCAUCGGCAGUCGUGGGCGGCCUCGAUGAUGCAGCAUCCUACGGUCAGAGAUAUGAUAUCGCCGACAGAACCCUCUCUGACGAUCACGGCCAAUAUGCCAGGAAUUCUACAUUCAGGACCUCUUCGGUUGGCUUCAGAAAGAACCCAUCCGUCCGCACCUUUGGAGGGAUUGUCGCCGUCCUGGUCAAGCAUUGAGGAUUCAUUUCUGAUGUUCAUAUCCCGUCUUUCUUCCAGGGCCAGGGCAGCCCAUGGAAUCCACAGGAUCAGUGUCGAGGAUUGGGAAGGAGAAGCUACGAUGGCGCCUUUGUGGAUCGCAUUCCAGGCGUUCGAUACUCUGACAGAUCUAUCGAUCAGGAACUCGGUCCUCAAAGAGCUAAAGCCAGCAACUCUUUCUUCGGAUGUCUGCGCGCCAGCAUGCUAUUGGGAACAGUUAACUCGUCUGGAUUUAACAGGAUGUAGACAACUAUGCAACCUCUCCGGGAUCCUUCAAUGGAUGCCACACCUGCAGGAUCUCAGUCUCGUGGAGUGUUCAGAACUCUUGGAUUUCACGCCCCUGACCCGUCCUGGACCGACUGAUGAUAGUAAUAGGGACCUGGAGUAUCGAAGGAUUAAUCUGACACAAACAAAGAUCCAUGACGCGGAGCUUAUCGAACUGUUGAAACGAUCGCCACACCUCCAGGAACUGCGGCUUGACCAGUGCUAUGAACUCACAGACGCAUCGAUAGUGACCAUCGGUCGCGGAAGCCAAGAAUCCGCAGCAUCAACAUUAACAUCAAUACCAGAGGGGCCUAUAGCUGGUAAGAGUCAAGCAGAUGCGGACAUGAUGGUUAACGAUCAAGAUCAGGACCAGAGCAAGACGGUAUCGACCAGCUCGUACUGCCCAGCACUGAAAGUCCUGUCGCUCAAGAACUGUUACGACCUAGGAGAAGAAGGUGUACGGGCUUUAGCAGGAUGUCGUCAACUUGAAUUGUUGAUAGUCCGAGGUCUGCGAGGUGUCAACGAGCAGACAAUUGAGUGGCUGCAUGCUCAGGGAGUUCCGCUUCGGAAGGCGUUGAGUCCACUGGGCCAGUGGAGGCAUUGGAGUUUUUAGU